Molecule: messenger RNA, 6736 nt
Organism: Oryctolagus cuniculus (rabbit)
Lineage: Eukaryota; Metazoa; Chordata; Mammalia; Lagomorpha; Leporidae
Gene: KCNH8
Product: potassium voltage-gated channel subfamily H member 8
Biological process (GO): potassium ion transmembrane transport; regulation of membrane potential
Cellular component (GO): plasma membrane
Molecular function (GO): voltage-gated potassium channel activity
Source: RefSeq, a predicted model, not a curated record
CGCAGGGUCCCUCCGUCUCCCCUGGAGCCGGGAGAAUUCAAACCAGGAGCCCCCUGUCCCCCGUCCCCAAUCUCCCCCACAGCCCAGGGGGCCGGGGGCUGCCCCCGCGCCUCGCGCCAGGGUCCCGGCCCCCGGGAGGCCAGCGGUCGGUGGCCGCAGCUCAGACACCUGUUCGCGCUCCCCUCCGUUCCUUCCGGGUACGCGGGCACCUGGGCUGACGUUGGCUUUCCUCCGCGUUCUCUCAACUUUCCUGCCGUAUCUCCCGCCCUUCCGGGGGUCCUCUGAGAAAUCCGGACCCGGGGUAGUGCCCUGCGCAGGGCUGCGCCACGGGACCUUGGCAAGACGUUGGUGGAGAGGGAGUCCCCGCGUGAGCCAGAGGGAGGAGGCCAGGGAGGGACCACUUUCGUUUUCUAAGACACCUGCAGUUCCAGGCGCGCGGCCAGGCUCGCUUCUUGGCGGGGCGAGCCUCGCGGCAGGACGCGGACAGAGUGGCCGAGGGGGUUCAUGGUGAAGCUGUUUUUGUAAGGCAACCUCACUGUUUUUACUUACACCAUGUAUAUUUUUUGAAAUCAGUAAAUCUACCAAACUUUUCUAGAAAUGCUUUCUUCACGUCUCACAGGAGAGUGGGGAACCAUCCAUUGUCUGUUGAAAAAGCUUUGAUUUUUUUUUUUUUUUUUCUAGUUUGGGAUGACUUGGGGAAGCCAGUGGCCAUUUGGAGUCGGCCACUGAGGCGCCUCGUUGGACAGGUUCCCGGGGCUUUAAGACCCUGGCGACUGGGGAGGGUCUGCUUCGCCUGCGGAGAACUCGCUAGGGCAGGUGCACUGAAAGGGGGCUGCCUCCCCCGGGACCCCUGGCGGCCUUGGCUCCCUUGGACAGCGCUGCGCAGGGCGGCUUCCCCCCUCCCAAGUUCCAGGCGGAGGCCAGCUACCUGCCCCGACCUGUCUCCUCCCUCUCCAACACCACACCCACGGGACUCCAGUCUCCCGGGGAGAGGGACGGAGCGGGAACAAAGGGGUCUUUGUUCCCUGCCUCCUAGGGGGUGGGAGUCGCGCUCGCUCGCGUUUCCCGGCGCCCCUUGGGGACCCAGAGGCUCCGCGCCGCCGAGCCUCGCCUGGCUCGAGGCGCUGUCCUCCACGACCCCAGAGCCUCAGGUCAGGGCGCGGUGCCCACGGCCACCGCGGGCGAGGGAGGGGACGAGGCAGCGCGUGGCGGCGCCUGGCGGGCACUGUCGCCAGCCGAGGGGCGGUGGGGGGUUCGGCAGCCGGCGGAGGUGGAGGGGGCGGGAGCCGGAGCUGGCUCUGGCGGAGCCCGGAGGUGCGGGGCGGGCUCGGAGCGCGCUCGCAGGGCUGCUCCCGCCACCGCGGCGGCUGCCACGCGCCCCUCUCCUUUCCCCUCUGCGCCCCGGUGUACCGCGCCGGGCCCCCUCCCCUGCCGUCCACACGUUCCUCUUCUCCCUCCUCGGCACUUUCCCUGCUUCCUUCUGGACAAACUUUGAUGGGGAAUUUCACACCACGCUGGAAAAAUGCCGGUCAUGAAAGGAUUGCUGGCGCCCCAGAACACCUUCCUCGACACCAUCGCCACCCGUUUUGACGGAACACAUAGCAACUUCAUCCUUGCCAAUGCUCAGGUGGCUAAAGGUUUCCCCAUUGUCUACUGUUCUGAUGGCUUCUGUGAGCUUGCUGGAUUUGCCCGAACUGAAGUCAUGCAGAAGAGUUGCAGCUGCAAGUUCUUAUUUGGAGUUGAAACCAAUGAACAACUGAUGCUUCAAAUAGAAAAGUCACUGGAGGAAAAAUCAGAAUUCAAAGGAGAAAUUAUAUUCUAUAAGAAGAACGGGUCUCCAUUUUGGUGUCUAUUGGAUAUUGUUCCUAUAAAGAACGAGAAAGGAGAUGUGGUUCUUUUCCUGGCCUCAUUCAAGGAUAUAACAGAUACAAAAGUGAAGAUCACUCCAGAAGAAAAAAAAGAAGACAAAGCCAAAGGAAGAUCAAGAGCAGGGACCCACUUUGACUCAGCCCGGAGACGGAGUCGAGCUGUCCUUUAUCACAUCUCUGGACACCUGCAAAGAAGAGAAAAGAACAAAUUGAAAAUAAAUAAUAAUGUAUUUGUAGAUAAACCAGCAUUUCCGGAGUACAAAGUUUCUGAUGCAAAGAAGUCCAAAUUCAUACUUCUGCAUUUUAGCACUUUUAAAGCUGGCUGGGACUGGCUUAUUCUGUUGGCAACGUUCUAUGUUGCUGUGACUGUACCUUACAACGUUUGCUUUAUUGGCAAUGAUGACCUGUCCACCACCCGGAGCACGACUGUCAGUGACAUUGCAGUGGAGAUUCUGUUCAUUAUAGAUAUUAUUUUAAAUUUCCGAACAACUUACGUCAGCAAAUCUGGCCAAGUGAUCUUUGAAGCAAGAUCAAUUUGCAUCCACUAUGUCACAACUUGGUUCAUCAUCGAUUUAAUCGCCGCCCUGCCUUUCGAUCUCCUAUAUGCUUUCAACGUCACAGUGGUGUCUCUCGUGCAUCUCCUAAAGACUGUGCGGCUGCUACGCCUUCUGCGUCUCCUGCAGAAACUGGACCGUUAUUCCCAACACAGCACUGUCGUCUUGACUCUGCUCAUGUCUGUGUUUGCGCUGCUUGCACACUGGAUGGCGUGCAUCUGGUAUGUCAUUGGGAAAAUGGAGCGGGAAGACAACAGCCUUCUCAAGUGGGAAGUUGGUUGGCUCCAUGAGUUGGGAAAGAGACUGGAAUCCCCCUACUAUGGCAACAACACCUUGGGGGGCCCCUCAAUCCGCAGUGCCUACAUCGCUGCGCUGUACUUCACCCUCAGCAGCCUCACCAGUGUUGGGUUUGGCAACGUGUCUGCUAACACAGACGCAGAGAAGAUCUUCUCCAUCUGUACCAUGCUGAUUGGUGCCCUGAUGCAUGCCCUGGUGUUCGGUAAUGUCACGGCGAUCAUUCAGAGGAUGUAUUCCAGGUGGUCUCUCUAUCACACCAGAACUAAGGAUCUGAAGGACUUCAUCCGUGUCCAUCACUUGCCCCAGCAGCUCAAGCAGAGGAUGCUUGAGUAUUUCCAAACCACCUGGUCAGUCAACAAUGGCAUAGAUUCAAAUGAGCUUUUGAAAGAUUUUCCAGAUGAGCUACGUUCUGACAUCACCAUGCACUUGAACAAGGAGAUCCUACAGUUGUCCCUUUUUGAGUGUGCCAGCCGGGGCUGCCUCAGGUCUCUGUCUCUGCACAUCAAAACCUCCUUCUGUGCACCAGGGGAAUAUCUACUACGCCAAGGGGAUGCCUUGCAGGCCAUCUACUUUGUAUGUUCAGGCUCCAUGGAAGUCCUCAAAGACAGCAUGGUGCUGGCAAUUCUUGGGAAAGGGGACUUAAUUGGAGCCAAUUUAUCAAUUAAGGACCAAGUGAUCAAGACCAAUGCAGAUGUAAAGGCUUUAACCUACUGUGAUCUGCAGUGCAUCAUCCUCAAAGGACUCUUUGAAGUGCUCGACCUUUACCCAGAAUAUGCUCACAAAUUUGUGGAAGACAUCCAGCACGACCUCACGUACAACCUCCGGGAAGGUCAUGAGAGUGAUGUGAUAACAAGAUUAUCGAACAAAUCUACAGUCCCACAGUCAGAGCCCAAGGGAAAUGGUAGCAUCAAGAAGAGACUCCCAUCCAUUGUAGAAGAUGAGGAGGAGGAAGAGGACGGGGAGGAAGAAGAGACAGCGUCCCUCUCUCCCAUCUAUACAAGGGGAUCCUCCUCUUCUCGCAGCAAGAAGAUUGGGAGCAACAAAAGUUACCUAGGACUAAGCUUAAAGCAGCUGGCCUCAGGAACAGUGCCAUUUCACUCACCUAUCAGAGUCUCCAGUUCAAAUUCCCCCAAAGCCAAGCAAGAGACUGAUCCUCCUAAUCAUGGUAAAAGAAAAGAGAAGAACUUGAAAUUGCAGCUUUCAACCCUGAAUAGUGUUGGGCCCCCAGACCUCAGUCCAAGAAUUGUUGAUGGGAUUGAAGAUGGAAACAGCAGUGAAGAAAGUCAGACUUUUGACUUUGGCUCUGAACGUAUCAAACCAGAGCUCAGAAUUUCUCCUCCAAUUGGAGACCCAGAGAUUGGAGCUGCUGUUCUCUUCAUCAAAGCAGAGGAGACCAAGCAGCAAAUAAACAAACUCAACAGUGAGGUAACGACACUGACUCAGGAAGUCUCCCAGCUAGGUAAAGAUAUGAAGAGUGUGAUGCAGCUUCUGGAAAAUGUUCUGUCACCUCAGCAACCCUCCCAACUUUGCUCUCUACAUACCACCGCUGUGUGUCCCUCCAGGGAGAGCUUGCAGACAAGAAUGAGUUGGAGCACACACCAGCCUUGCCUGCAUUUGCAAACGGCUGGGGCUGCUUAUACCCAAGCACAACUGUGUGGCAGUAAUGUCACCUCAGACAUUUGGGGUGUGGAUCCUUCUUCUUUGGGGAGCAGCCCCCAAAGAACUGGAGCUCGUGAGCAACACCCUGCAGACAGUGAACUUUGUCAUUCUCCAAAUAUUGAUUAUUCACCUUCCCACUACCAAGUUGUCCAAGAAGGUCAUUUGCAAUUUUUAAGGUGCAUCUCUCCACAUUCAGAUACUACACUGACACCUCUGCAGUCCAUUUCGGCGACCCUCUCAUCCUCUGUCUGUUCCUCCUCAGAGACAUCUUUGCACCUGGUUCUCCCAAGCAGAUCAGAGGAAGGUAGCUUCAUUCAGGGAGCUGUGAGUUCACUCAGUCUGGAAAACUUGCCAGGAUCUUGGGACCGAGAAAGAAUGGCAUCAGUCUCUACCAAACCCUUGGAGAACUUUCCCCUGGAAGUCGUUACAAGCACAGCAGAAACGAAAGAUAAUAAAGCCAUAAAUGUAUGAUAGCAGCACACAUGAUGACACAGCUGCCAAUUUCAAACGCACCACUGCAUGACAGCUUUAGUUUGCCUUUUUUUUCUUGCCUCUGAUAGGCAUUGAAGACUGAGUCAAGUUGGGAACUCUGCAGAAGAGUGCAUAAGGGGCCAGGGAAAGGCACAACCACCCCCAUACUGUAGCAAACAAUUUGUAGAUCCUAGAAGCAUAAUAGAAGCAUAUUUAUGUACACAUAUUAACUUACUGGUCUGUUUGACAGACUCUGGUAAAGUUCCAAAGACCUUGAGGGUCUGAGCAGCUAGAAGUCCCGGACAAUUUGUGCAUUCGUUUUGUCCUAGGUGGCUUUUGUGAAUUGCAACAAAGGUUUUUCUUGAGUGCCGGCUUGUCAUUCUUGAACAAUAUCCACAGCACUGUUGGCCUCAGGAGUGCGCAGCGCCUGCAGAUCUGUUUUUCUUUUGAAGAAGGCAAAGGGACAAUUAUCACGGCAUGUCAUCUCUCAGACAAUCAGUCCAAUAGCGCUGGUGACCAGUGGUUAGCUAUUCGCACGUUAUUUGCCAUGUAAAUGAAAAUGUCUUUAUUUAUCAAAAAAAGAGAGGCUAUUUUUAUAUCCUUGGUAUGAAAUAUGUAUUUAAAAUAUUUAAAAUAUUUAUAAAGAAAUGAAUGUUUUCUUUUCAUUUUGGAAAAAAAGCUUGCUGUUUUAACAAGAAAUGCACUAUUGCUAUGUAUAUAGUAGAUCAAAGAUUAUUUAUUAUUAAGAGGAUGUAGUUUCAAAAGGAACCCCUCUUUUAUCUGCAUGCAGUUUGCAACUAAUGUAUCCUCAUCCUUCUGGAAUACAAAAGAAAACUUAGUCAUAUUUCAUUAAUGAAAUAAAAACAUGGCUACGGGCCAACUACUUGAGAUUUGGCAUGGUGGUAAAGAGGGUUCCUGCUAGUCCCUGCUGACUCACAACAACCACCUGAAUUAAUGUUGCCACCAGUGUGCCAGCAGAAGUGUCUUUCCUCUGAUUUUCACAUCUUGUUGCUUAAGCUGUGGACUGUAAGAUCACACCUCCAUUGAGCCACUUUGAGCACAAAACUUGGGUGUAUCUUUCCCCAGUGCUUUGUUUUUAGGAGAGACUAUGACCAGCAAGCAUUCCCAAAUGGAGCCAAGACUUCGAGCUGCGAUGCUAGCAGCAGGUUUAUUAGCUCACCGUGGAUCAGAACUCUACCCUUUUUCUUCAGUGUUGCCCUCCACACUGGAAGCUAUGCAAUGCAGUUGCUUUCAUUCAUGUUUGACGAAAAAAAUUCCCAGAGAUCACACAGCUAGGAGGCCAGCACAGUAUGGAAUCCACAGGGCUCCCCAUAUCUCACACUCAUAUGCCAAUUCAGAAGCUGGCCUUGGGAACAAUUUUUUAAUGUGUUUUUUUAUUUGAAAGGUAGAAUUACAGAGGGAGACAGAGGGUAAGACAGAGAGGGAGAUCUUUCAUAUGCUGGCUCACUCCCUAAAAGGAUACAACAGCUAGGGCUGGGUGGGACCAAAGCCUGGAGCUUCUUCUGGGUCUCCCAGGUGGGUGCAGGGGCCCAAACACUGGGGUCAACUUCCGCUGCUUUCCCAAGCACAUUAGCAGGGAGUUGGAUUGGAAGUGGAACAGCCAGAAAUUGAACUGGGGUCCAUACAGAAUGCCGGUGCUGCUGGCGUUGGCUUAACCUGCUACACCACAGCACCAGCCCCUUGGAAAUGGCUUAAACAUCUUCAUUUGAAUUUUGAUUUUAUAUUUGAGAAUAUUUAGAGCCCAAUUGUUCUAGACUUUCCUACAGAACCUACUGAGUUCACAUUCUGAAGUCCUCCUGUGUUUAUUUCCCACCACAAAGAAUAAGCAUCGUAUCACUAAAAACAUAAAAAAAAAAAAAAAACUUU